AUGGAUGACCUUGUUGGACAGCCCAUCUCGAGGAAUACCUCCUUCAAUUGGACAUGGUUCGUCGAACUCGUCACCUGCUCUUGUCUUGCGCUCUUCUUCCUCUUCUACUUCAACCGCCUCUUCGCGACCCUUGUCUCAUACGGCCUGAGAGCCUGGACGUGGCAUAAGUACCGGGUGUGGAUCGACAUACAGUCUCUGCAGUUGUCCUUUCUAGCAGGUAGAAUCUUCUUCAAGGGCAUCCGCUAUCAUGGCGAGAACGAGACUAUAUUGGUCCAGCAUGGCUACAUUACGUGGAGGUACUGGCUACGAACAACCCGUCAGGUCGACCUCACUGCUUUCGACGAUAGUCACCAAGAUGGCUGGGGGGCUGAGAAGCAAGGAUCGGAGUCAGAUGGCUCUAGCCAAUCCAAACCAUCAAUGCCAGACCAAGAGCCGGGACGAGCCAAACAAGCCGGAACUGCAGAGGCUCGGGUUGCGAUCAACAUGUCUGGUUUGGAAUGGUUCGUGUAUAACCGCACACCGCUCUAUGAAGCCAUCGUGAAAGAUGCCCAAGGAGUGCAAGGAGAAAAGGAGAGCCCUCUGGAAACCCACACAACUGGUCACGAGUCUGAAAGCGGUCAUGGGACACUCCAUCACCGUAGGGGGAAGCCGAAUCUAUGGUCCCAGGUUGUCUCUGCCAGCGACAUGUCGGAGACCGGCAGUUCCACGGAGAAGCCGGAGAGAGACCUCGAGCCAGGCGACGAUUUGGCUCCCAUGACAAGAGUCGACACAUACAACAGCGCCGCCUCAAACCCUGGUGGACCUGUAGCCCAUGUGUCUGCCAUCCACUCCCUUCUGAUCCGCAUGCUGCCGGUUGCAGUCGAAUGUUCCAAAGGUGCCAUAUCUCUUGGGAAUGAGAACACUCGAGCGCUUGUUGUCUCGACUUUUGCAUCUGCCAGAGGUCACAUUGACGCCGCGGCUGCUGGACCAUCUGACAUAUACCGACAAGUGUUUGAUUUUGAAAUUGACCGUCCCAAGGUUGAAAUGAAACCAAAUCCCGAGUAUCGUCGAUCGCAGCUGGCUGCGGCGGAAAGGAUUGUCUCUGCGGCAGAGUCGAUAAGAGGGCCACGACGCUGGUGGCUUAUGGAGUUUGACUGGGCUCGUCGCAUAGCCAAGGGUUUCCACGUUUUCAGGCGCCUUCUCCCCGGUGUUGGCAGUUCGGGAGGCUCCAUAAGAACCACUGCCUCUCAAACGGCCGAAAGAAACAUGCAUUACAUGUACGACGACUUCCAGGACGACAAUAGGUCAUGGCAUGGUCUGGGGCGAUAUAUGGACGAGGACGAGCGCGAUGACCACGAAGGCUGGUCUCAUGUGGAGUAUGCCAGGUUCUCACAAAUCCUGGAUUCACCCGCCGUUCAUUUGAACUUUUAUUGGGAUAUUCCCGGUAAGGUCACGGAACAACCCUCUGGCCUGCUCGAGACGCAGGACUAUGAUGAUGUCAACCUGUCCAACCCUCCUGGGUACGGCCUUGAUCUAGCUGUGAAAGGUGGUUACGUCAAUUACGGCCCCUGGGCUGAUCGUCUUCGGAUCGAAAUCCAAAAUACAUUCUUGCCGACGUCGUAUCGCGCUUCAACCCCGGGAGCUGCACUCCACAUGGGCAAUAGGCGUGUCAGCACGGUGAUGACGAUUCGGGUUGAUCUUGAGGAAGAAGUCAUUCUCCGCGUCCCCACUAGGGAGAGAUCAAAAGACUGGCAGUGGAGAGGACGAGCCCAUACCGUGAAAGAGGCGGCUGCCCUGCGCAAGCAACGAGAGAAGAGACACUUCCGCUUUCGGCGAUCGCAGAAGACCCAACUCGGACCUGACGUACGACCAUUCGGCUGGUUGUCUGUAUCAGCUGGGCAAGAUUCUACCGUGCGAUACGACAUGGACAUGGUGGCACGCAAAGACGGUUUCCGAAAUCAUUUGAGUCUCGACCUCCGGGACACCAAGGCCACCUCCAGUGUAAACCACGCCAUGCUUUGGCGUUGUCAGUCCCAGAAGGUCUCGUGUGAUCUAUCCAAUCCAUUGGGUUGGAACGAUCUUCACAGUUGGGCCUUCGACAUCGAGAACAACGCCAUGGAGAUGUUCCUUCUUAGGGAUCACAUGUUCUUGCUUACCGACCUCAUAGCCGACUUUACCGCUGGACAAAAGCCCGACUACAUGACCUUUGUCCCCUUUCUCUAUCGACUGCAUUUGAAAUUUCCCGACUUGAAACUCUAUCUCAACGCGAACGAUUACAAUAUCAUCGACAGCCCUUGCGACCUGGAGGAAAACGUGUUUCUCAUCCUAGGUUUUCAACAGCUGGACGGUGACGUUGAGAUACCUAUGCAGUACUUCUCCCCCCGCCAAAGCAGCGUCAACUUUCUUGCGGAAGGCCACAAUGCCUCACUUCAGUUGAUUACGCCUGUUUGGAACACUCUGAAUACCCUCGCCGAGGAUUCGAUGAUGGCUACUCUCAAACAGCUCAACCUGGAAGGGUCUUACAACUACUACACCGCCAUCGCGCCGAACUUGACGGAUUCACUUUUCAUGACUAUUACUGGCUAUGCUCCCAAGUUCAACCUGCAGGGCUUCCUGAUCCGCUAUUUUAUGAACGUCAAGGAAAACUACUUUGGCGACCACUUGCACUUCAGAACAUUGGAGGAGUAUCAGAACAUACUUGCAGGCAAUGAGGACCCUGGGCCACGUCUGCCAGUUAAGAAAGAAAAUGACCUUGAUGUCAUUUUGACGGUGCGGGCAGACAGUUCUGCCGUGCUUAUGCCGGCCAACAUCUAUUCGCAGAGGGAGAAUCUCCGCGUCGAUGUUCUUCUCGUGGAGGCAGAUAUGCGAUUCACCAAUUAUUACAUGGAUUUGCAGGUCAGCUCAAGUCCUCUGGAAGCCUCUCUGGAGUCCUUGUCCAAAACGGACUCCGGUACGAUAAGUGAUAUCACGAACUGCCAAUUAUUCAUCGACGGCGUCGCAGUGUACGGGCACCGUCUCUUUGGUGCUCCGCCAACGGAGCCAACCUACGUCUGCAAUUGGGAUUUCAACAUAGGAGAAGUGACCGGCGAGUGCUCCUCCAAGUUUGUACAGACCCUUAUACGCUCAAUCACGGCAUUCAUGUUUACCUUGGAUGAUGACGAGAAUUCCUUGCCCCCCUUCGACAAGUCUGUUAUUCACGACGUGAUUUUCUUGAGGGCCAAUGUGGCCGGCUUGCGCCUAUGGCUGGUCACUGAUGGAGCGGCCUUUCUGCUUGAGCUUUCCACGGCAGAAAUCUCACUUGGGGAUUGGGCCGACUCCAACUUUGCGAAGAGAAUGCGAGUCAACAUUCCUCAAGUUCUGCUAGCAGCGGUGGACUACAAAUCUGCUCUCCGCUGUCACGAGCGUGGGUCAACCUCUGUGGACACAUUCGCCUGCUUUCAAGCUUCUUUUAGGCUCGGUAUGCUUGACAAGACAGAUGAUCUCUCCCAGACUCGGGCCCUACAGCAACAGCACAUUCUCUAUCACGAUCAACGAACGCAUAGAGCGGAAUUUCUUUUGCGACCCCAGAAACAGUAUCCGCCGAACCACAGGAAGCCCGAAUGGGCCCGCGAACCGCCAUCGAUGCCAUUACCGGUUAUGCCCGAACCUGUUGGCAGAGUUGAAAAGAUGUCCUUCUCUGAAGCCAGACAGCGGAAAGUUAGCAAGCGCGCUCCCCACCGCCCCAGCUCUUUUAUAUCGAGCUCUUCGUCUCUGUCCAAAAGUGCACCCUCCGCAGCGAACCACACUGUCGAGCUACCGAACUCGUCGCUUGGCAAACAUGACACCGAAUCAGCAACUCAAAAGACGUACCUGGCACCUCCCUUUGUCCAUUCCGACAGCCGUUCCAGCAGCCGCGGACGAAGAGACCACUCUCAAGAUCCGGACUCGCACCCAGCGAUGGUGACCUUUGCUAGUCCCUGGGCCGCUCCACACUUCACUCUACAUGAGGUCCAACCCAAUUUUGCAAAUAUGCCGGAAAUUCCUUACAUGCCACCCCCCGACGAUCCUUCCAUGGUGCCACCCACCGGUAAUGACCCCUAUAUGCCGGGGGCCGAAUUUAAGAACACCCCUCACAAUGGCUUUCUUUGCACGCUCGACAAUGGUCUGGUUGGCUUUUGUACCCCUGAACUGCUCCUGUCUAUUGGACAGCUGAUUCGCGAACUGAACGUGGAGCACGCGAUUGAUCAAUUGGAUAAAUUGCAAAUCGCCGUGACGGAGCGAAUAUUGGAAAAUCAGCGGCAUGACAGACAAGGUCAUGUCAUGGACUUCGCAGUCGAGAUGCCGUUUGCGCAUGUGAGGUUGGUUAACAACCUGCCAAAUGGCAGUUCCGACACGAAUGCGCCUUCAGAAGACCAGUAUGAUGUGAAAAUUGCGCGCAGCCGCGUCAUGUAUCGAGCAUUGCACCCCAAGAGGGAGACGCGAUCCGGGGUUGAGCCUCAAGGCCACCUGGCAUACGGUUCGAUUGACAGCGUCAGUUUAUCUGUCAGUGAUACUACAUCGUCUCCUGGGAAAGGAGCCGCCCAUGCUCGGUUAUCUCUGGAACAAAUUGGCUUCUGGUUAUCCUUGAAGGAAGAGAUGAGCUCGAGGUUGCAGUUGAGCAAUUUGGACGUUGUCCUCUGGGCUCCGCAGCUGACGUAUAUGGCCAGCCUCAUACAAAGGACUUACUCGAUGGUUGAUCGCAUCGCCGCUGCUUUUGUGGGCCUUGAUCAGAGCGCCCAAACACGACACCUCAUUUACCACUUGACUCAACGCGGCUCAUCGGUGCCUGAUCCUAUCUUCCUCAUGAGACCUUCUUACGUCCUCAGAAGCGCUGACAAACAUGUUCGUCUGACGGAUUCCUGGAAGAUCAUGUCGAGACUUCGAUACAUAUUCUCCACAAUUGAGAGAUUGAACGGCACCGAGGUUUUUGACAAAUGCAGCUGUAAGGACAUUGAACUAACGGAUCCUGCCCGCAAAGAAGUGCUCUCCUCCUUCCAGCAGUGGCGAGGCUGGGAUUAUGCACGUGAUCAAGUUCCGAUCAUGAGUUCUCUGUUCAACAGUCCUAUCGCUGGAACAUCAGAAAGACUCGAAAGCAGCAUACUUGUGCGGUCGGAGAUUCUCGUUGGGAAGGUUGGUGUGAUAUUGGAUCCCGGUCCUCGACAAACUGACCUUGCACUCUUGGGUCUGGACCUUAACCUCUUCAUGCAACCUGCCAUGGAUGAUAUUGCAGCGGACAAGAUGGGUCAAAGAGUCAUUAUUCAGGCUUAUCUCGCGGACACCUCCUUACAUCUGAACUGGGCUCUAGUACGACUGAUCCGGCAGAUUGUGGAACUGGGCAACCCACUAGCAGUUAGGAAUAAGAUAAGUGGACAGGCGAAGACCGCCAGGACCUCCGACCAAGCGACAAGAAAACAGUUCACCGUCGUUGUGGGGAGUGACGCGGCAUCCGUCUUCCUUACAACGAUCAAUCUCAAACUGAAAUGGGGUGCUGAAAGCUUUCGAAGCGCAGUUUCCUUUGACACAGGAGACCUGGGGCCAACAAUUUCUUCUUUCACAGUGGCUGCGAACACUGCCAUGGCAAGAUUCAAAAGCCACUCACAUACUCUCCUCACGUGGCGGCUUCGCCUUCCAAAGUUUUAUGGUUCCGUUUGGCCCCAAUCUACUGCAAGUCCUCAUGAGCAGAAGACAGUGGUACAAAUCUGUGCAGCAUCGCACAAAUAUCGGUUCGAAAUGAAGGAAGACGCGGUGAUGCUCCUCGAGGUCGUCGAUUCGGUGCUCCAGGACGAGGCGCGUGAGAUCAUGACCCUAGUGGAUGAGAUGCCUGGCAUGGAGCGUGAACAAGAUGUACACGGCCGUACAACCGAGAAAAAGUUGGAUCUCGCCCUCCAUGUCGCCAUGUUUUUAGACGAUUACAGGUUGACAUUUGCGGUCGUCCCGUCCCUUCGCUAUACCAUUGCUGGUCUUGUUGCGAGGACUUCCGUGUUGCCACGAGCAGACGGCGCACAUGACAUUCACUUUGACAUCAAAGAGCAUGAACAUUCAUUCGAGGCACCCACGAAAACUCCCGAAGGCAACCUGUCGAUUUUGAAAAUGCCGGCUAUCAAUGGCGGACUCUCUGUACGCAAAACUGCCAGUGUCAUCGCUGUCCGUGCUCGUGCCACAGUGGAGGAGAUCAACCUUGAGGCUCGCGGGAUCCGAGCGUGUUUUGAAGCAUUGAACCAACCCGGAGUUAUACAGAUCAUACCGGAAGUCAAAAGAGCCAUUCAAGAAGUGCAGACCUCCAUCGACCAAGUGGCUGGGAGUAUGUCCAAGGUCCAGAAAGUGGACGCAAAUGAAAACACACUCUUACUACGUUUCGCAGUCCACAGUACGCUUGCCGGCAUCAAAGUCCAUAUGAGCGCCCCUGCUGUUCAGGAGGAUAAAGAUUACUGUGCAGAGAUGGAGCUCAAGCUCGAGGGGACAUCAGUCUUCAUCCACAACGAAACAGAUGAUCCUGAAUCUAUACACAAGCAGCCACAGUUCAUUAUCGACUCCCAGGGAGUCGGCCUAGCUGUGUAUCGCAGAACGAAACGGGAUCGAGUGAAUGCCGGUAGGUGCCUCGUACACCUCAAAGCCUCGGGCAAGACGGAGAGCGACGGCAAAGCCGGCAGGGUACACGUUUACCGGACGUGGAGUGACGGGAUUGCGGUCGAUCUGUUUGAAGAUACUGCCACGCUCGCGGUCGAUAUCCUGGCAUUCAUACAAGAUCGUAUCACGUCCAUCAAGCUCGCCGACGAUGCAAAUAAUAUUCGGCAGCUCCGAAGAAUGACCACUGCUGGGCUCACGGAACGAUUGAAGCCAAAGGAGCAAUCAGACGCAGCCCCGGAUACCGCCUCGGCUCAUCGAACUUCUUCGCCUGCUCUCUACGAUUCCACCUAUGCGGUCGAUCUUGAGAACAUUUAUCUGCGCUGGAAUAUGACGGGAGACACUGCACACUUACCAGCCAGGCAGGUCCAAGAUCUGGUGUUUUCUGUUCGGAAAGUCGAUCUCAAAACCCGGCAAGAGGGAACUGCCCGCCUUUCGAUUCGCGAUACGCAACUACAGAUCGUCCCUAAGUCUCAAUUUGAUUUUCCAACUCGGCGAACUGCAAAUUCAGCUUUACUUCCCGAGAUUAUCUUUGGAGCUGCUUAUUUGUCGACCAAGCAUGACCGGCGGCUCGCGUUUCAUGCCAAAGGGAAGGCGCUAGACCUUCGGCUUGCCUCCGAUUUUGUCAUCCCAGCUCAUGCCUUGCAAAUGUCCCUCGCCAACACCAGCAAAGAAUUGCGGAAUGCAAAGUCAAUCUGCGAGACGAGUCCGCAGACCCCUAAUCUGGGACGAGUAAGCUUUUUGGGGGAGAAACGCCUGGCUUCUCUUUUGGUUGAUGCCGACUUUGCUGGAGCCGUAGUGCACAUUUCUCCUCGGGCGGAAGUGCGUCAGCCGAAUUCGGUAUUCUCAUUCUUGAAAGGUGAGAAACGAUCCCGUGCAGGACGAUAUGGGCAAGCCGUGCAAGGAGAGAAUGCGUCUUCAGCAGUUCUACAGUCGCCUGGAGUGGCUCUGAAAGUCGAGUACAAUGACAAUGGCCUCGAGGAUCCCUCACUCAGUACCGAGGUCAAGGUCGCAGCCUCAUCGAAUACUCUGUACCCAACAGUCGUACCUUUGAUCCGCGAGAUCUCGUCCAGCAUUAGAGAAAUCUUUGGCGACAGGAAACCUGGAGACGAGCAGUCUACGUCUCAAGGAGAAACAACCGCCGCUCCUGCGAAUGUCACAGGAGCCAGCGCCGAUCCGACAGCCAUCUUGGGGCGGUGCAAGUUGAAUGCUGGACUCUACAUUCAGCGACAAGAAUUUAGUCUUAGCUGCCAACCUAUUGCAAGGGUUGCAGCAACGGCAAGGUUCGCAGAUGUCUUUGUUACUGCCAACACCGUCUCUGCACCCGAUCAAGAACGAUUCUUCGCGAUUCUGACAACGUUCAACAAACUCGAGGCGUCGGUCCAACACGUGUACUCGCGCGAGUCGACUGCCACCUUCGAAGUAGAUACAAUCACCAUGUCCCUGAUGAACAGUAAGCAUGUGAGUGCCGCCACAGGCAUCUCAGCAGUCCUUAACAUCAGCCCUAUGAAGAGCGAUAUCAACGCCAAGCAGGUGCAGGAUUUCCUUCUUUUCCGGGAGAUCUGGUACCCUGCUGAGCUACGCCGAGAAUCUAAACCUAGUGCUCCCGCGGCAACCACACAGGAACAGCAGGCAUACGCAAUGCAGCGUUUCCAGGAGCUUUCUGGCAAAGGCACUUUGCCCUGGCACAUCAUUGUUUCUGUGCAGGAGGUCAAGCUCCAGGUCGAUCUUGGACAGGGGCUGGGAAAAACAGUCUUUACGGUCACCCAGCUCUGGGCCUCGUCCAAGAAAGAUGAUGAUUCCGAGCAGAAUUUAUGCAUUGGACUCGACAAGGUCGGUGUUGAUAGCGUGGGAAGGAUGAGUGGAUUUGUCGAGCUGGAGAACCUGCGCGCCCGCACAUCGAUACGUUGGCCGCAAGAGUCGACUGCGAAGAAUCGUGCCCCGCUCGUCCUAGCAUCCAUCGGGUUUGAACAUUUGCGAGUCAAGGCGGCAUUCGACUAUCAACCGUUUGCCGUCGCCGACAUCUCUUCCUUCGAAUUUUUGAUGUACAACGUGCGGCAAGGCAAAGGUAUCGAAAGUGAUCGGCUUGUGGGACUGGUCGACGGCGGCAAGGUUCAGGUGUUCUGCACUACGGCCACUGCAGCACAAGCACUUGCCUUGGUGCAGGCAUUUGAAAGGCUGGUGCAGGAGAAGCAAGAAGCGUACGAAACAUCCCUACAUGAUUUGGACAAAUUCCUGCGGCGAAAAUCCGUCUUUCCCUCGGGGAGCUGGACCGCGUCUGUCCCCGAGGCCGCACCCAAACCAACGUCCGCGAGCAAAGGCACCUUUGGUUUGCAUACGGAUGUUGUCGUCACGCUUCAAGCCGUUGAUCUUGGUGCCUUUCCCAACACAUUCUUUGACACUCAGAUUCUGAAAGUCGAGGCGACCGAGAUCCAGGCACGGUUUGCCGUGGCAACGACUGAGGGCAAAACUCACAGCGGGUUGGGGAUGACGCUUGGGCAGCUCAGGGUGGCGCUUUCGAGCGUCAACCGGGCUACAACCAAGGCAUUAAGCGAGGUGUCAGUGCCUGAUGUGAUUGAGAGGGCAACGACAGCACGCGGAGGCACGAUUGUCAAGGUUCCGCGGCUAGUGUCGUCGAUGGAGACAUGGCAGCGGCCGGAUUCGAACGUGAUUGAGUACAUCUUCAAGAGCGUCUUCGAAGGCAAGGUUGAUGUGGGAUGGAACUAUGCACGCAUCAGCUUUAUCCGUGGUAUGUGGCAAACUCACUCGCGGGCUCUGGCACAACGACUGGGCAAGCCGCUACCGCCGUCAGUUGUCAAGAUCACUGCAGAACCACAAGGUGACGGAGAGAACGGUGGGCGGGAGAAGAUUACUGCGGUGGUUAACGUGCCCCAGUCCAAAUUCACCUACGUGCCACUGGAACCUCCGAUCAUCGACACACCUCAGCUGCGCGAUAUGGGCGAGGCCACGCCGCCAUUGGAAUGGAUCGGACUGCAAAGAGACAAGCUCCCUGAAGCGACGCAUUCCGUGGCGAUUGUGUCACUGUUGGAGAUCGCACGGGAGGUGGAGGAUGCAUACGCAAAGAUCCUCGGAGCAAGUUAG
This is a messenger RNA of Capronia coronata CBS 617.96, 9723 nucleotides long. RefSeq lists its product as uncharacterized. Gene Ontology annotation, cellular component: membrane. The transcript has 2 exons. Bases 1 to 9723 code for a protein of 3240 amino acids. Lineage: Eukaryota; Fungi; Ascomycota; Eurotiomycetes; Chaetothyriales; Herpotrichiellaceae. The record is from RefSeq and is a predicted model, not a curated record. Gene Ontology annotation, biological process: fermentation.